Talaromyces stipitatus ATCC 10500 is the source of this 685-nucleotide messenger RNA. RefSeq lists its product as uncharacterized. The transcript is spliced from 3 exons. Bases 185 to 595 code for a protein of 136 amino acids. Lineage: Eukaryota; Fungi; Ascomycota; Eurotiomycetes; Eurotiales; Trichocomaceae. The record is from RefSeq and is a predicted model, not a curated record.
GAUGCCCAAGCGGGUAACACGUUACCAGCGUGAUACCCCACCAACCCCUCAUCGCAAAUCUAUUUUGACGGACAGGAGUCCGAGAGAUUUCAUUUUUAGGAAUUGCCUUGGUUAGUAUUUCACUUACCUAUUUGAACUGCUUUAAGGUCUAGGUCGGCAGCGCAGCGCUAUCCAUCCUUCUACAAUGUCCGUCGUUGAUGUCGUAUCGCCGAGAGUCAUAGAACAAGGUCAAAAAGCGUGGAGCACAGUCAAGGAACAAUGUGAAAAAAUCAACAAGCCUGCUACUGGUCAGUCUAUUGGCCACUGCACUCCUACACACGAUUGCAAAUUGGCCAUGGAUUAUGCGAUUGAGGAUGCUGCUAUGAACGAUACCGUAGCAAAAAGCACUCAGAGAUUACUGGCGCUAUUGAUAUACUUUCCCAAAGGAGCGGUCAUCGGUGAUAGUCCUACAUUGGUGAUACCUAUACACAUUGAAGGGACCGCAAAGAUUGGUCAGAUCAAUAUUGAUACGAAUCACUAUUACGAAGUAAGAAGCAGAACCAUACUGGAAGUUCCGGAGGAAUCUAAGGUCUCUGCGAUUGUCCUGUCGUGGUGACGUCAGAGUUUUAGCACCAUCCAUGUAUCAUAGUAAUAAACACUCCAGUGAAGUACAGAUCAUUCCCAUAUUAUAUCAAUCUUAAUUCAG